AGGACCAUUGCCAAGGGAAAGGUCGAGUACAUGUUCUUCAUUCUACCAGUCCAAAUCGCGUGAUAACAAUUACGUUGGUUAAAGAUCCUGAUUGACUCUGAAGUUACCACGCCCCACGCUAUCAACAACAUGUGUUGCUAGCUGGUCCACAACAACAUGGAGACGUAAAUUGCCGGGGGUUCCACUCAUCGAGGUUGACUGGAAUGAGAACAAGCACAACUAGUUGAUUUUUUUAAUAUUCGUUUCGGGAGGUAAAAGCUGUUGAAAAAAUGGUGAAGGAGCAGUUCCGGGAGACAGAUGUGGCGAAAAAGAUAAGCCACAUUUGCUUUGGCAUGAAAUCUGCAGACCAAAUGCGUCAGCAGGCCCAUCUUCAGGUGGUCAGCAAGAACCUGUACAGCCAGGACACCAAACACUCUCCGUUGCCUUAUGGAGUGCUGGACCACCGCAUGGGAACCAGCGAGAAAGACAGACCAUGUUUAACAUGUGGGAAGAAUCUGGCCGACUGUUUGGGACAUUACGGCUAUCUAGAUUUGGAGCUGCCGUGUUUUCAUGUUGGAUAUUUUAAAGCAAUCAUUGGGAUCUUACAGAUGAUUUGUAAGACAUGUUCAAGCAUCAUGCUGACCAAAGAGGAGAAGCUCCAGUUCAUGGACAUGUUGAAACGUCCCAACCUGGCCUACCUCCAGAAACGAGGGCUAAAAAAGAAGAUCUCCGACAAAUGCCGCAAAAGAACAACUUGCCUGAAUUGUGCUGCGUUUAAUGGAACGGUGAAGAAGUGUGGCCUGCUGAAAAUCAUACACGAGAAGUACAAAACCACCAAGAAGGUGGUGGAGCCUUUUGUGUCAGAGUUCCUGCAGUCCUUUGACACAGCACUUGAACACAAUAAACUCAUGGAGCCUCUUCUGUCAAGAGCGCAGGAGAACCUCAACCCUCUGGUGGUGCUCAACAUCUUCAAAAGGAUUCCCCAGGAGGACAUCUGUCUGUUGCUGAUGAACCCAGAGGCGGGUAAACCUGCUGACCUCAUCCUCACCCGCCUCCUGGUGCCCCCGCUCUGCAUCCGGCCCUCCGUGGUCAGUGACCUCAAGUCGGGCACCAACGAGGACGACCUCACCAUGAAGCUGACGGAGAUCAUCUUCCUGAAUGAUGUCAUCAAAAAGCAUCGCAUGACGGGCGCCAAGACGCAGAUGAUCAUGGAGGACUGGGACUUCCUCCAGCUGCAGUGCGCUCUCUACAUCAACAGCGAGCUGUCCGGCAUCCCGCUCAACAUGGCACCCAAGAAGUGGACGAGAGGCUUUGUGCAGAGACUCAAGGGAAAGCAAGGUCGCUUCAGAGGCAACCUCUCAGGCAAGAGAGUGGACUUCUCCGGCAGAACUGUCAUUUCCCCGGAUCCAAACCUAAGGAUCGACGAAGUAGCCGUGCCUGUCCACGUGGCCAAAAUCCUUACCUACCCCGAGAGGGUAAACAAAACCAACCUGGAGCUGAUGAGGAAGCUUGUCCGUAACGGCCCGGAUGUUCACCCCGGCGCCAAUUUCAUCGAGAAUCGGCGCAACCAAAUAAAAAGGUUCUUGAAGUAUGGAAACCGCGAGAAGAUUGCCCAGGAGUUGCGCUUCGGCGACGUGGUGGAAAGACACCUGAUCGACGGAGACAUCGUCCUCUUCAAUCGACAGCCCUCGCUGCACAAGCUCAGCAUCAUGGCACACAUCGCCAGAGUCAAACCUCACAGGACAUUCCGCUUCAAUGAGUGCGUGUGCACGCCGUACAACGCCGACUUUGACGGAGAUGAAAUGAAUCUCCAUCUGCCUCAGACGGAGGAGGCCAAAGCUGAGGCUCUGGUCCUAAUGGGGACAAAAGCCAAUCUGGUAACUCCAAGGAACGGCGAACCUCUGAUUGCUGCUAUUCAGGAUUUUCUGACAGCGGGAUACCUCUUGACUCUGAAGGACACCUUCUUUGACCGAUCCAAAACCUGCCAGAUAGUCGCCUCAAUCCUCGUGGGCAAAGAUGAAAAAAUAAAGAUUUCACUCCCCCGCCCGGCAAUAGUGAAGCCCAUGUCUCUGUGGACAGGCAAGCAGAUAUUUAGCCUUAUCCUGAAGCCCAGCAAGGAUUGCCCCGUCAAGGCCAACCUGCGCACCAAGGGCAAGCAGUACUGCGGCAAGGGGGAGGACCUUUGCCACAAUGACUCUUUCGUGGUCAUCCACAACAGUGAGCUGAUGUGUGGCAGCAUGGACAAGAGCACCUUGGGUUCGGGCUCCAAAAACAACAUCUUCUACAUCCUACUGAGAGACUGGGGACAGCUGGAGGCCGCCAACGCCAUGUCCCGCCUCGCAAGACUCGCCCCCGUCUAUCUUUCUAACCGGGGAUUUUCCAUUGGUAUUGGGGAUGUGACACCCGGUCAGGGUCUGCUGAAAGCCAAGCAGGACCUUCUGGAUGACGGCUACCACAAGUGUGAUGAAUACAUAGAAGCUCUGGAGACGGGCAAACUGCAGCAGCAGCCGGGCUGUACAGCUGAGGAGACCUUGGAGGCUUUGAUUCUCAGAGAGCUUUCAGUCAUCAGAGACAGAGCAGGCAGUGCCUGCCUCAGGGAGCUGGACAAGAGCAACAGUCCUCUGAUCAUGGCUCUGUGUGGCUCCAAAGGUUCCUUUAUUAAUAUCUCACAGAUGAUUGCAUGUGUGGGACAGCAGGCCAUAAGUGGCUCUCGAGUGCCUGACGGUUUUGAAAAUCGAUCCCUGCCUCAUUUUGAAAAGCAUUCAAAAUUGCCCGCCGCGAAAGGCUUUGUGGCCGACAGCUUCUACUCGGGCCUGACACCCACUGAAUUUUUCUUCCACACCAUGGCCGGCCGCGAGGGACUGGUGGACACUGCUGUGAAAACGGCAGAGACCGGCUACAUGCAGAGGCGUCUGGUGAAGUCCCUGGAGGACCUGUGCUCGCAGUACGACCUCACAGUACGAAGCUCCACGGGCGACGUCAUCCAGUUUAUUUAUGGUGGCGACGGCCUGGACCCCGCGGCCAUGGAAGGCAAGGACGAACCGCUGGAGUUCAAGAGGGUCCUGGACAACAUCCGGGCGGUCUACACUUGCCCGAACGAGCCGGCGCUCAGUCAGAGCGAGCUGGUUCUCACGUCAGACGGCCUCAUGAAGAAAGCAGACUUCAUGUGCUGCAGAGACAGCUUCUUGGAGGAGAUAAGGAAAUUCAUCAAGAGCAUCUCUGAGAGAAUCAAGAAGACGAGAGACAAAUACGGCAUCAACGACAAUGGCACCAGCGAGCCGAAGGUCCUCUAUCAGCUGGACCGCAUCACCCCCACCCAGCUGAAGAAGUUCCUGGAAACCUGCAGGGACAAGUACAUGAGAGCUCAGAUGGAGCCGGGGUCUGCGGUGGGGGCCUUGUGCGCCCAGAGCAUAGGAGAACCCGGCACGCAGAUGACCCUGAAGACGUUCCACUUUGCCGGCGUGGCGUCCAUGAACAUCACUCUGGGCGUGCCCCGCAUCAAAGAGAUCAUCAACGCCUCUAAGAACAUCAGCACCCCUAUUAUCACCGCCCAUUUGGAUGUGGAGGACAACGCCGACUUUGCACGCCUGGUGAAGGGGAGAAUCGAGAAAACGCUGCUAGGCGAGAUUUCCGAAUACAUCGAAGAGGUUUUCCUACCAGACGACUGUUUCAUCCUGGUCAAGUUAUCCCUGGAGAGGAUAAGACUGCUGCGACUGGAGGUGAACGCAGAGACGGUGCGCUAUUCCAUCUGCAUGUCCAAGCUGCGAGUGAAACCAGGCGACGUGGCAGUGCAUGGCGAGGCCGUGGUGUGUGUGUCACCACGGGAAAACAACAAGAGCUCCAUGUACUACGUGCUGCAGUCACUGAAGGAGGAGCUACCCAAGGUGGUGGUUCAAGGAGUCCCCGAGGUCGCCCGUGCCGUCAUCCACAUUGACGAGCAGAGCAGCAAGAACAAGUACAAGCUGCUGGUGGAGGGUGAUAACAUGCGCGCCGUCAUGGCCACCCACGGCGUCAACGGAAGCAGGACCACGUCCAACAACACGUACGAGGUGGAGAAGACUCUAGGCAUUGAGGCUGCCAGGUCCACCAUCAUCAAUGAGAUCCAGUACACCAUGAUCAACCACGGCAUGAGCAUCGACCGGCGCCAUGUCAUGCUUCUAGCCGACCUCAUGUCCUAUAAGGGGGAGAUACUCGGAAUUACUAGGUUUGGCUUGGCUAAAAUGAAGGAGAGCGUCCUCAUGCUGGCGUCCUUUGAGAAAACAGCUGACCACCUCUUUGAUGCCGCCUACUUCGGGCAGAAGGACUCCGUCUGUGGCGUAUCAGAGUGCAUCAUCAUGGGCAUCCCAAUGAACAUUGGCACGGGGCUCUUUAAACUCCUGCAUAAGGCCAGCAGGGAUCUGUGCCCGCCGAAAAGGACGCUCCUGUUUGACCACACGGACUUCCACAUACCUCUCGUCACAUAAACACUGCUGCACAAAGAGCAUAGGAGAACCCACAAUGACUGAGGCCAUCCACACAAGCCCUGCAAGAACACAGAAAAGUCAGCGUGCGGUGAUAUGAGGACUUUGCAAGGUGGCGGAAAAGCGGAACUUUUUUCCACACUGUGUCAGUGAGAGAGGUUCAUCAUCGUCAUCCAUUAAUACACUUGAAGAACAUCCACUCUUCUUCUACUCUGCUCAUCCUGCUCAUAGUCAGGGCACAGAAACGUAUUUGUAAACGUACCUAUUUUUGUACUCAUUCAAAGCAGUUUAGAUUAUUUGACGUUUUUGAAAAACGACGUAUGUCUUGGAUGAACACAAUGUAGGUUUUUGUAAAUAAUGAAGACUAGUCUAGUCUUCUGCAAAGCCGACAUGUAUUUUUGUAAAAAUAAAAGACAGCUUAGCCCCAAGUGAACCUAACGCAUGUGUUUUUGUCAGCUUUGAAGACAAUUUAAAGUCUUUGACUAACCAAAUUGGCAUUUUGGUAAACUGAAGUCUUCAACACGCCUUGUGUACAUGUUUUUGUCAACGUUGGAAGGAAAUUUAGAGUCGUAAACAGCCAAAACAAUGAGGACAAUUUAUACCCAAUAUACGUGUUUUUGUCUAUUUAGCCCUAAACUAAAGCUAAUAUCCCUAAGAAAAUCAGUCCUCAAUGGCCGUUGACCGCGAUGAACGGACCUGUUUUGACAUCCCGAUCAGCAGUGUAGUGCCUCAGUGACUUACCCCCCACUUGGUCCCGUGAGCCCAGUUCUGCUCUGAUUUUGGUGAAGAGGAACGUAGUUCCGGUUAGUUGCUGGGGGCAUUUAAGUGAAGAGUUUGGCUUCUCGAAACAAUAUGCGUUCAUUUGCAUCUCAAACAUGCCUUCUCGAAAAAUCAGACCUCACAAAUCACUGUGUUACUUUCUCUCCGUAUCGAUGCGCGCUCCCGCCUGUCCAUUGUUGUGUGUAAUGAAGAUGGCUGCGACGCUCGCAUCUUCAUCCACUGUGGAACACAUACUGUACGUAAACAAGAUGGCUGCGACGCUCGCCAUCGCACACACAAAAACGGACAGGCAAUAGCGCGCAUUGAUACGAACGGAGAGAAAGUAACGCCGAGCGAUUUGUGAGGUCAGAUUUUUUUCAAGGAGGCAUUUUUGAGAUGCAAAUGGAUUACUCUUUUGAACGCAUGUUGUUUUGAGAAGCCAAACUCUUAAGCGGCCGCAGCAACAAACCAGAACUGCUGUUUUACCAUGCACAUGACAAUAAAACUCUCUUGAAUCUUGAAUCUUGAAUGGGACCAAGUGGGGGGGUAAGUCACUAUUGAUGCACUACACUGCUGAUGGGGAUGUCAUACAACUUCAUGUUAAAAAAUCCGAACUAUCCCUUUAACAUGUGUUUUUGUCAACAUCUGAGGCAAUGUUGAGUCUUUGAAGAUCAUAACAUACCUCUUUUUGAAAAUCUUGAAGACAACUAUGUAUCUAAUGUUCGUGUUUCGCUUUCCUUUUUUAGCAUUUAGCAAUCCUGAUGUACGUGUUUUUGUAACAAACUGAAGACAAGUGUAUUUUGUACGAAUCCUAACGUCCGCGUUUUUGCAAGUGAAUGAAGGCAGUUAACUUGACAUUUUGUAACAAAUUAGUUACAUUUAGAGACUUUGACAAAUGUUGAACAGAAAUUAGUCUACUAAGAACUUCAUCUACAUGUUUUUGUUCAAAGUGAAGACGAUUUUCCGUGGUCUAUGAAUGUAAUGUACAUGUUUUUGUAAAUUUCAGAGGCAACGUAGUCAUCAGAAAAGGCAUUUUUGGCAAAGUUGAUGACAAUUUAGUCGUAAAUUAACGUAUUUGGUAAACAUGGGAAACAAUGUAGUCUUAUACAAAUGUAGCAUAUUUUGUUCAAGACGAUUUAGAAUCUUCGAUGCUUUUCUUUGUAAUGACUGAGGUGUAAACCUAAUGUACGUGCUUUCGGGCAAGUCUUUUUUCACAUUUUUGGUACAGUGAGAGUAGCUUGAAAGGACCCGUUAAAAACAAUUUUAAAAAUCACAUGGAGAAGUAGAACAUAUAUAGACGUAAAUACCCAGCAUCUUGUACGCUCUUUUGGACGUGGACUGUUGCCUCGUUCGUAAUGGGAAUACGAUGCCCUGGUAUCUCUCAAUGGCGAUGCAGGUCAUAGUGAGGAUGCCGGUCACCACAGCCGUGGUCUGCACGAAGGGAACCGUCUUGCACACUAGAACCCCUACCACAACACAGAACAUUAGUUCCGUAGCUUGUUUAAGGCAGUCUUCUUUAAGGCUUUAAGCAGGGGUGUUCAAUAAGAAUGUCGAUGUUGUGCUCAGAUAGCUUAGCAUAUACUGCUUAAAGGCUGAAUUGUGUGGCGCAGGUGCAUAAUUCAGCCUCAUGGUUUGCCAUUUGCUCUGCAUUCAAAAAAUGUCUUUUCUCUACUUGUUAAUUCAGUAAUCCCUCGGUUAUUGCAGUUCAUUGGUUCCACACCCAACUGUGCUAGAUGAAUUUCCGCCAAGUAGCCUUCCUUAUUUAUAAAUGAAGUAUUUUCAUAGUUAGAGCAUACAAAACCUGUUUGACCUUCUAAAUACAUUUGUUAACAUUAUUAGAGCCCUCUAGACAUUAAGUAACACCCCAAUAGUCACGUUUACACUGGUGUCACCCAGUAUAGUAGACAUAAUAGAAAAUAAGACUCAAAUGUGUUGCUGUAAAUAUGUUCUGGUGCUAGGGUAGGUGAGUGGGGGUUUGGGGAGUGAUGUCGGGGGUUCAGAGUUGAGUCGUAGCUUGGUGUGGGUUAUGACUGCAACAGUGGCCCGUGUUAGGGAUCAUUGUGCCUACUAUAGACUACAUACUACAGAUGAUCACGCCUUUGAAUGCGUCUUCUGAAUGCCGUGUAUUUGUAUUUUAGUUCAUUUAGACACUUUUAGGAUUGAAAGUACUUUAUUUAGGCCAUGAAUACAUACCUGUACAAUUUGCUUUAAUAUGCUUUUGUUUUUGUUGUUUUUUUUACUAAUAAUAGGCCAUUUUCAGCUUUUUUUUUGUAAUGUAACUAGAAAGUGGUUUUAUGCGGGGAUAAAAUAGUGUUGUUAUGAAUCCAGUAGAGGGCGCUGUCUCACAUCAGUUCGUUCAAUAUCCAGCCAAGACAUCAUGAUUUGUAAGUACAAUAUUGUGUGCCUGUAAUUCUUUCUUAAUGUGUAAAAUUGACUUUAAAAUGUGUUUCAUAACGGUGAGAGGCGGUUAGCUGUGGUUUGUCAUCAUUCAUUUGCGUUGUUCUUGGAAUACAACCCGCAUAAUGCUGUUGUGCCACCUCCCGCAGCCUUCCCUCGGUGUAAAAAGUUUGGCCGUCCUUGCUUUAAGGUCUCCAUAUGUUGCACAUGAAUUUGCUAAAAUGAAAAGCCUCACUGAGUCCUCCAUUAGGUGGCUGUGUGGACACUACAGUAUGCUAUGUUGCUGCUUCCAAUUAAUGCACUAAUGGGCCCACUGCAGCUCUUGAAUGAUAUUUGCCAGGGUUAUUUAUUACUAACAAUAUUCUCAGUUGGUGUACAAACAUAAAUAAGGCUUUUGUGUUAUGUACAGCCUACGUCUUUUUCAUCUGUAUAGCAGUUUUAUUCGAAGGUCUUUGCUUUGAAAAGCAUAAAGUCGUUGAGAAUAUUCAAGUACCGGUAGCCAACAUAGACAGGAUUUACAUGAACGCACCCACCACUCAUGAACAGCAUUCCUGUUUUUAACCUCAAUGCUAUGUUGUUUUCUGAAGGCUACGCUCCCUCUAUUAUGAUUAUUCUUAUGAUGUGGCCGACUCCUACCGGUGAUGUUUCAUUUACGCUAAGCAUGCCAACGAUGACCAAACAGCCAUUCAAGUAAGGAAUGUGCAGAUUGAUGCAGCUUUUAUUUUAGUUGUUGAAGUUAUGGAACAGUUCCAUGGUAAUUAUGCCAAUUGAAACUUGUUAUUCUUUCUGAGUGGGUUCCACACGCCGAGUGUGGUUUUGUUUGCCUUAAUGAGCGUAUAUUGUAGCUGUCGUUUAGGUGAUUGUUACUCUUAUUCAUGCUGGAGGAGAAAUAUACAGUUUGUACACCUGAGGUUUGCUGUCUUGCUCAAGGCCACAUCACAUUGUUUUGGAAAUAAAUUCUACUGUAUUAUGCUUCCAGAUUCAAGAGUUUUAUUGUCAUAUGCAUAGUAAAACAGGCAGUUAUACUAUGCAAUGAAAUUCUUAUUCUGUUCAUUCUCCCAAGAAAAGAAAUGCUUUAGUGCCUUGCUAAAGGGAACGUCACCCACAACACUUCCAGUGGCCAGUGUAUUUGUGUGUGUGUGUAUAUCUAUAUCUAUCUAUCUAUCUAUAUAUAUAGAGAGAGAGAGAGAGAUAAAUAUAUAUAGAUAUGUUUCAUUAUUUUUUUUAAAUGUGUAUAUA
Messenger RNA from Dunckerocampus dactyliophorus (ringed pipefish), 8834 nucleotides. It is a transcript of the gene polr3a, whose product is annotated as polymerase (RNA) III (DNA directed) polypeptide A. Lineage: Eukaryota; Metazoa; Chordata; Actinopteri; Syngnathiformes; Syngnathidae. Gene Ontology annotation, biological process: DNA-templated transcription. The record is from RefSeq and is a predicted model, not a curated record. Gene Ontology annotation, molecular function: DNA-directed RNA polymerase activity; DNA binding. The transcript has 32 exons. Bases 270 to 4442 code for a protein of 1390 amino acids.